AUGGACUCAGAUUUUAUAGAACGGCUACAGAGGGUCAGUUUGACGGCGGAGGAGGAUGAGGUGAUCAUGGUUCGGCCGGAGCAUCGUGCGAAAACUUUAGAAGAAUGCUCCCUCAGUUUACUAGGAAGGUUCCAUACGACCAAACUCAUCGACUUCAGAGCAGCUAAAAACCUCUUACGCUCUGUUUGGAAGAUGGGAAACGAUCUAAAAAUUAUGGAUGUUGGCGACGGACUGUUCCAGUUUAAAUUCGCGAUGGAAAGCCAAUUAAAGUGGGUUAUUAACAAUGGUCCUUGGAGUUUCGAUAAUCAUAUCCUACUGCUAAGACGGUGGGAGAAAGGAAUGAUGGCUUUUUCGGUCAAGUUCCUAACCAUUCCGAUAUGGGUGCAAGUUUGGGAGAGAUAUUGGACAAGGAAUUGGAAGGGUCAUUGA
Messenger RNA from Quercus robur (English oak), 429 nucleotides. RefSeq lists its product as uncharacterized. The record is from RefSeq and is a predicted model, not a curated record. The coding region runs from base 1 to 429 and encodes 142 amino acids. The transcript has a single exon. Lineage: Eukaryota; Viridiplantae; Streptophyta; Magnoliopsida; Fagales; Fagaceae.